Messenger RNA from Anneissia japonica, 3609 nucleotides. RefSeq names its product protein kintoun-like. The record is from RefSeq and is a predicted model, not a curated record. NCBI's taxonomy places the organism in Eukaryota, Metazoa, Echinodermata, Crinoidea, Comatulida, Comatulidae. Gene Ontology annotation, cellular component: cytoplasm. The transcript has 4 exons. The coding region runs from base 119 to 2836 and encodes 905 amino acids. Gene Ontology annotation, biological process: axonemal dynein complex assembly.
GCACUGGAUGUGCAUAGCGAUAAAUUCAAUAACAUCAACCUAGCUAGGCCUAGCGAGUGUAUACUUCUUACAUUUAAAAUAUUUCUGCUGCACUGUAUCGCCAUUAUCUCAAAGUAAAAUGGAUUCGCUAAAAGACAUGGACAUAACAUCUGAGGAGGUAGAUAGGUUUCAAAAUGCAUUGAAGGAUGAAAAAUUUAGAAAAAUGUUUGUUGAAUAUGCGGAGGAAAUCUCAAAUCCGGAAAAUCGUAAAUUGUAUGAAGAGGAGAUAACCAAAAUGGAGGCUGCACGUGGAACUGACGUCCAAUUCAUUUACCCUGUCCCUGGAUUCGUGCUGAAAACAAGCGUAAAUGGCGAUAAAAAGGCAUUUAUCAAUGUUUGCAAGAAUGAUAGAAUCGAGAAAGCUUCGUCGACCACAACGAUUAGGACUAAUGCCCAGGGAAAGAAAUCCAAAGGUGACCAGUGGUCGAUGCCCUACAGUUUGUCUGAUGGUAGGGAUGACCUCGACAAAGCUGGUGCAGUUUGCAGAGUUUAUGAUGUUGUUUUUCACCCAGAUACGUUUAUUUUUGCUGAAAAAGAACCUCGAUUAAAACAAUUGAUGAUAGAUACAUCCAUAGAUGGAAUUGAAACGAACUUUAAAGUAAAAUUUGAUAAGGCAAACAUUAAAGAAAUGAAAAAAUUAAAAUUUAAAGGAACUCCGGUGGCAACUAUGUUAAGGACUCAGAAUGGGAACAAACCAAAAACUAUAGAAGAUGGUGUUGCUGCUUUAAACUUAAAAUAUCCUUAUGACGAUGAUGUCAAAAAUAGGUCACCAAUAAAAGAUCCCAAAGACAAUGACAAAAUUACUUCAAAGUCAAGCAAACCAAAUUAUACUGUACCAGAAUAUACUAUAAUUCACAGGGGAGAAUUUGACAUGCAGAAUUUCACGAAUUCACCUGACUCUAUGACCAGCACACGGCCAAAAGAACUUGUAAUCAAAAUCAAACUACCUCUUUUAGACUCUGCUGCCAAUGUUGAUUUGGAGGUGCAUGAACGACAGUUGGUUAUUGAGUGUGUUAAGCCUGUGUCGUAUAAACUAGACAUAACAUUACCUAAUCCUGUGAACGAUGAUCGUGGAACAGCAAAGUUUGACAAGAGCAAAAGAUGUUUGGUUGUCACGCUUCCGGUUAUAAUGCAAGAAUUGCCAGCCAUGCCAUCCUUUGCUCCUGCGACUGCAAAUGCAGAACCAUUGAUCCAAGAGCUGCCAGAUCCUGUUGAAGAUGAAUCGAACGGUGAUGUUCACUGGCUCAAAAAUAUGGAAAAUAACACAGAUAUUCAUGACGGAGAGAUUGUUGGAAGCAAUGAAGUUGAAGGUGGAAAAAUGGAAGAACCCAUAGUUGUAAAUUGUAAAGAGGAGGAAAAGAAUAAUGAGGAAGAGGUUACAUUGGUGCAUCCAACAUUUACAUUUUCUCAAGACAGUGAUUUUGUUCAUCUGGUAAUUGAUGCGUGUGGUGUGCAGCCUGCAUCGGUUGUCUACCAACUCCCAGCUCUUCAGGAUGCUGUCAGCAUCAAGAUGAUGGACGCAGCCAACCCUGGUGGUCCAGUUCAGUACUCACUAUAUCUUAAGUUUACCGAUGGUUGCACGAUAAGCAAAGAUGUCUUGGUGGAUGUCUCAGCAGAAAAUGUAGUAGUAGCGUUGGAGAAGCAGCCAAGCUGCAAAGGACUCUGGGAUAUGCUGAUGGCUGGAAUUAACCAGCAAUCUUUGCAGGAAAAGAUGUUCUUAACUGAAAAUAAUGUCAAGACAGUGUUUGAUGAAGACAGUAACAACAGUGGUGUGUUCGAUAACAUUGGUGCAAAUGAUGUAAACUUGAAUGUGACUACAUUAGAUGCGGACAAAAUGCAUCUGCACAUCAGUUUGGGGAAUGAUGCAGAAUACAGUCUGAUGAAUGGUGCAGGAGAUGGAAGGAUAGAUGAUGGAGAGGAUGAGAAGUUGGAUGGCACAACGGAAUCAAAGAUCAAUGGUGCUGGUGAUUCCAAGAUCAGUGGUGCAAAGGAUGAUAACAUCAAUGGUGCUGAGGAUUCAAAGACCAAGUCUGAGAAUGAUGUAGCCAUUCUUGCAACAGCUUGGCAGAACCUCGACCUUGAUGGUUGCAAUGACACUACAUCGCAGUCAUCAACGCCAACUUCACCGUCAUCCUUAAAAAGCCUUCUAAGUGGCAACAGGAGACGUUGUCACAAAUCUGUUAGCUUCUGUGAAGAGGUCGAGGUUGAAAUGCUAGUAAAAAAAGGAAAAGGCAAAAAGGGGCAAGCGCCCAAAGUAAGACGCACUCUGUCCUAUGAGAAGAUCAAAGAUAACUCUUGGAAUUCUUUCAGCGAUUCUGAGUUUGUGCUUAACUCAAAUAAUAUCAAAGUGAAUAUCUUGAAACCAAGGGAAACCGGUCAAAACCGGAGAAGGAACAGGAGAACCCUGAAAAAUGUUGGGGAUAAAAAUAGCGAUUCAGAGGCAGUAGAAUCAAGAAUUCAGUCUCCUAGACAGAAGGGAAAAACGAAAAGACAGAAAAGGUCAAGCAAGAGUGGUAAACGGAGUAGUGAGAGUCUUAGCGAAAGAUCAGAAACUUCGGAGGAAGAGACUAAAGCGUUUGAUGAAAACAAGAGUGAACGAUUGGAAACCUCCGAUGAUGAGGUGAUUCUAAAAGAAGACAAUAAGGAACAUCAACAGUUAAAUAACAACAAUGUGGAGAUGAAAUCAGGUGAAAUCAUUGCAGUUGACGAUGAUGCGGACAAACCGCUUGAACUCCAAGACCAUCGAACUGCCAGUGCUGUCAGUUUUUCAAAUAUUGUUAUCCAUGAAUUGGAUUAGAAUGAUCACAAAGAAUCACUGAUUCACAGUGUUCAGUACUUGCACUACUCAUGAAUAAACAUGAGGUUAUUGCUAUGAUCUCAUGUUUAUUUAUAAGCAGGAAUGUUACAUUUUUCUUCAAGGAACCCUCCCCUUCUCUUAAGAUGUUAUGGAGCAGAAUUGGUGUUUAAUAGUUCCAAUGUUUUAACCAAACGCUAACAUUUCAUGAUCAUUUUUUUCACAUCCAUUGUCUAAGCAAUUUCCGUUAGAACUACCAUCAGCCAAGCUGUAGGGGAAAAGGAUGAUAUGAUACACAAGCAUUCCCCCUUAUAUAUAUAUGCCACUGGGUAUAGUAAUCCAUCUUUUCUUUGUAGACUUUGUACCAAGUUCAAUGUUUUGUUUUAAGUAUAAUAUGCACCACUUCAUGAAAUAUGAAAAUUAUAUUAAUUUGAAUUCAAUUCAUUUUGUUAUGCUGUAUACAGUAAUGUAAUUUUUACUUGUAUUGUAUUAUUUCAAUUGGUAAAUUCAGUCAGUGAAUUUGUUUCAUUGAGUCAAGUAAAAUUAUAAUUUCUACUCUGUAGUAUUAUUUCUAUUGGAAAAUUCUAUGUAGGAAUUUAUUAUGUAUAUAUAUAUAUAUUGUUCAGAAAUAUAAAUUGAUUUUGUUGUGGGUUGAUGAAUUCUAAUAUUUGUACUGCAAUUCGAAAAGCAGAUAAGUCAUUACAGUAUAUUGAGAAGCCAGUUACAGUUUUUAUGCACCUUCUUCUAUUGACUGUUAAUAAAUUCUUGUAAAACUA